AACCAUACUCGGGCAGUCGGUCCCGCGCAGAUGAGCUACCGACCAAUCCCCAUGGAGCUUCUGCCGUAAUCAACAGAACAGAGAAUCCGAGAUCUGGGACUCAACUCCCAAGAACACCCUCCCUCCCAUCCAGGAGAAAUCCAAGCUUAUACUGUCCUUGUAUGGAUUGAAGCUGAAAAAGGGGACAGUGUGAUUCAUUUGAGCUGAGAUUUCUCGGGUGUCAAGAACGCUGCACAGAUUAGUUCAGCUUAUACUGUUCCUCGAUGGAUUGACAUUGAAAAGGGGAUGCAAUUCCCUUGAGUUGAGGACUGAAACAUUGGGAGGGUAACUGGUGAGAAGAUCUGAAGAUGAGUGGAAGGCAUGAUGGUGCCCCAGCUAAGAUGGCGAAGCUGAAGGAACUAUUGCACAGAAGUGAAAACCGCAUCUGUGCUGACUGCAGUGCGCCCGACCCCAAAUGGGCGUCAGCUAAUAUUGGGGUGUUUAUCUGCCUCAAGUGUUCUGGCGUUCACAGAAGCCUUGGCGCACAUAUAUCAAAGGUUCUCUCAGUCACAUUAGAUCAAUGGAGCGAUAAUGAAAUUGAUAACAUGAUAGAAGUCGGUGGAAAUUCUCAUGCCAACGCGAUAUAUGAAGCCUUCCUGCCAGAGAGCUACAGCAAGCCACAUCCAGAUUCUACCCAGGAAGAGCGAGAAAAUUUCAUCAGGUCAAAAUAUGAGUUGCAAGAAUUUCUUGAGCCAAGCCUACGGAUUGUUUCUCAUCAGUCUAGCGAAUCUGGAAAACAUGCAGAGAGUGGUUCUCAUCAUUCAGUCAGUUCCAAAAGUGAUGUAGGCAUGGUUGAGUUCAUCGGAAUAUUGAAUGUCAAGGUGAAAGGAGGCACCAAUCUAGCUAUCAGAGACAUGUCAAGCAGUGAUCCUUACGUAGUCCUGACCCUUGGGCAACAGAAAGUGCAAACCUCAGUGAUCAAAGCCAACCUGAACCCUGUCUGGAAUGAAGAUCUCAAGCUCUCUGUUCCUCAGGAAUACGUUCCUCUGAAGCUGCAAGUGUUCGACCACGACAUGCUGUCGAAGGACGACCUGAUGGGGGAGGCCGAGAUCGACCUGCAGCCGAUGAUCAACGCCACGGCGGCGUUCGGCGACCCGGAGCUGCUCGGCGACAUGCAGAUCGGCCGGUGGCUCAAGUCCGGCGACAACGCGCUCGUCAGGGACAGCGUCGUCGUGGUCGCCGGCGGCAGGGUGAGGCAGGAGCUGUCCCUCAGGCUGCAGUUCACCGAGUCCGGCGAGGUGGAGCUGGAGAUGGAGUGGAUUCCACUCAACAUGUAGCACAAAAUCCGCUGUCACUUCCGAUUUCAUUUUUUCAUCUGUUUCUGAUGUGCUUCUGAUGCUUUUCAGCAAGCUCUUGCGUAUUGCGUUUUUUUACAUGGCAAAAUUUGUUCCCCUGCUGUCAAAUUCUGGAUCCUGAUUCAGCUGUGAUUCCAAUAAAGCAUAGAUUUUUCUCGCCCUUAUCAAAAUCCUUUACAAAAG
Molecule: messenger RNA, 1517 nt
Organism: Oryza brachyantha (malo sina)
Lineage: Eukaryota; Viridiplantae; Streptophyta; Magnoliopsida; Poales; Poaceae
Product: ADP-ribosylation factor GTPase-activating protein AGD12-like
Exons: 10
Coding region: 348-1316 (322 amino acids)
Molecular function (GO): GTPase activator activity; phospholipid binding
Source: RefSeq, a predicted model, not a curated record